Messenger RNA from Cetraspora pellucida, 520 nucleotides. The record is from the annotation of a GenBank genome assembly. Lineage: Eukaryota; Fungi; Glomeromycota; Glomeromycetes; Diversisporales; Gigasporaceae.
AUGAGACUAUUCGACUACCAUUUGGACGAGCAGUUGAACGGGCUUAUAACAGUUGAACAUGUAGAAGUUUCUAUAGACUAUCUUGGCUGGAAAACUGAAAAAGGCCAAUGUAAAUCGACAAAUUGUCUUGAUGAUGUUUUGCGGCUUACUGAUAAUAGAAAACAUCAAGUUCAACAAAUAUGUGCUAAUGAAGGAAGUGAUCUUCAAAGAUCUUGUGGUGGGAUUAGUAAAUGUGUAGAAACAUGUAAUCACUAUGCAAAUGAAUAUAACAGUAAGAAUCCUCUUGAUAUGCACAAGUGCAGUGUACGAGUUAUUACUGAGGUUAUAAUUUCUGAAGUUGAUACCGAUUUUCCAGUGCAUAUGAUUAUUAAAGGAAACCAUGUUCCACAAAAUAUUAUCCAAGAAAAAACUGUGCUGUCUCGAAUUAAUUUGAACACAAAUGCACCUGAAAAUAGUUCAGAGAGAUAUUAUCAACUUACCUUGAGUGAUGAUUUAUGGCUUCAACAAGCACGUGACUUUG